AUGAUUAGUCCUAAACUGAUUGAGUUGCAGCAUUUACAAUAUUUGCACCUUGCAUCCAUUGAUUUCAAUGGGAACCAAAUUCCUGAUUUCAUUGGUUCUCUAACCAAUCUAAGAAACCUCAGUCUCAGUUCCUGUAAUUUGGCUGGUCAAAUUCCAAGUUCGUUUGGAAACCUCACGCAAUUGCAACAUCUCGACCUCAGCUAUAAUUAUCAGCUUCAACCAGAAAAUCUCAAUUGGCUCCCUGCUCUUUCUUCUUUAACGUAUUUGGACCUUUCAUUGACUAAUUUCAAUGGGAGCCAAAUUCCAGAUUUCAUUGGUUCUCUAACCAAUCUAAGAAACCUCAGUCUCAGUUCCUGUAAUUUGGUUGGUCGAAUUCUAAGUUCGUUUGGAAACCUCACGCAAUUGCAACAUCUCGACCUCAGCGAUAAUCAGCUUCAACCAGAAAAUCUCAAUUGGCUCCCUGCUCUUUCUUCUUUAACGGAUUUGGACCUUGGCGGAAACUUCGAUGGGAGCCAAUUCCCGAUUUCAUUGGUUCUCUAA
Molecule: messenger RNA, 540 nt
Organism: Prunus armeniaca (apricot)
Lineage: Eukaryota; Viridiplantae; Streptophyta; Magnoliopsida; Rosales; Rosaceae
Source: the annotation of a GenBank genome assembly